Messenger RNA from Glossina fuscipes, 3074 nucleotides. It is a transcript of the gene PIG-G, whose product is annotated as GPI ethanolamine phosphate transferase 2. The record is from RefSeq and is a predicted model, not a curated record. The transcript has 9 exons. Bases 183 to 2987 code for a protein of 934 amino acids. Gene Ontology annotation, cellular component: endoplasmic reticulum membrane. NCBI's taxonomy places the organism in Eukaryota, Metazoa, Arthropoda, Insecta, Diptera, Glossinidae. Gene Ontology annotation, biological process: GPI anchor biosynthetic process. Gene Ontology annotation, molecular function: metal ion binding.
UUUACUUCCUGAGUUGACGUUUAGAUUUCUGCUAAACAGCUGAUUCGUGGAUCGUAAAAACUGCUUUGAAGUGUAUUAUUUUUUCAAAUUAUUGAAAAAAUGCAAAUACGGUUUAAUUUAGUAUUCGUUAAAAGCGAAAAGUAUCACUUGAGAAGCUAAAAUUUUUGAAUUAUUAUUUAAAAAUGGAUAAAGCGAAUCCUACUUGUUUUUUGUUUUGCAUGCUUACCUUAUUUGUGAGCGGCUCUUUAUUGUUCUUCUUGGGCUUUUUUCCAGCUAGCCAAAGCCAUCUUGUUGAAAUGUAUGGAAAUGGCAAUAUAACAACUAAACCAACAGAAUUGGAUGGCGUGAAUCUUAAAGUGCCCGCUGGCGGUCCCAAGCAAGUCAUCUUGCUCAUAAUCGACGCUUUGCGCUUUGAUUUUGCUACAGCUUCGAAAAUGCCUUAUGCUUAUGAUCGUUCUUGUAAAUUUCUGUCCCUUAAAGUUGAUAUACCUACGGUCACUAUGCCACGUUUGAAAUCAAUUGUCACUGGAGCUGUAUCAAAUUUCAUAGACAUCGUGUUAAAUUUAGGACACACAACUGCCUUAAAAGAUUCACUGUUGCAUCGUUUAAGGGCGAAAGAAAAGACGGCAGUAUUUGCAGGCGAUCGCACAUGGAUAGAAUUAUUUCCGCGAGAAUUUUCUCGCUGUUAUGAAAACAUAGAUUCAUUUUUUGUUUACGAUUUUUUUCUGGGUGACUCCAAUAUAACUGAUACUCUAAAGCAGGAAAUACAACGAAACGAUUGGCAUUUUCUUAUUCUACAUUAUCUAGGAUUAGAUCAUAUCGGUCACGUUGAAGGCUCAGAGAGUGAUACAAUUUUCAAAAAAUUGCUUGAAAUGGACAGUGUUGUAGAAUAUAUAACAAAAAAUCCAACAUUUGAAAAUCAACUGCUAUUGGUUACUGCUGAUCAUGGCAUGCGUAAUGGUGGAGGUCAUGGUGGCAAUGAGAAGGAAGAAGUAAAUGUACCCAUAAUGUUAUUUCAACCAAAAUGCUUAACCAAGAACAAACGCCCAUCUCUGAGUGAACACAAUCAAAUCGAUUUGGCUCCAACCUUGGCGAUUAUUUUAGAUAUCGAUAUACCCGAAACUUCACUGAGUUGUUUAAUACCCGAAUUUUUUGACUGUUACACUCAAGAGGCGCAACUCUAUCAUUUGCUCUAUAAUGCACAGCAUUUAAUGAAUAAACUGACGAAAAAACUUUCUAUAAAUUAUAUACGGCAGCGAGCCUAUUAUCAGUGGUGGCAGGAGGCGAGAAAUUCUCACAAGCAUUUUCUUUUAAGCAACAUUUCUAGUUUGGUCACUUUUGAAAAAGCUAAACAAAAUUAUAUGAGAUUCUCCAAAGAAGUAUCGCUACAAUUAACACAAACAUUGGUGGAAUUUGAAUACGAUUUCAUAGCUAUAGCGUUAACUCUAACGACAUUGAGCGCUUUAACCCUUUUGCUGAAUGUGUUAUUUGAAAAUCCUCUUCUAUGCGUUAUGUCGAAGGGAUUUUCUUUAACAGUUUUUCUGAGAUGCUGCUUCAUGGCUACUAUAAUCAAUUAUUUAUGUCAUUACUUCAAUUAUAUUAGUUCGCGUAGCUUGCUGAUUGGUAUUUUGAUUACGCUGCCUGUGGCCUUUAGUUUAUAUUUGAUUUGGGAUCUCUUCCAAUUAAUCUUACAAAUAAUUUUACCUCUGAGUCCAAAAUUCAAAGCUCAUUUCAAAUUAUCGAUACCAAGUGUGCUAACGGCUAUAUUUUUUAUACAAAUCGCAACGCGUGGAUCUUCUUCCUUGAUCGAAGAAGAACAUUGGACUUGGUAUUAUCUGACACCUACGCUUUUAAUAUUUUUAAUUGCCCAAAAUUUCCAUAAUAAUAUUAAACAUUGUUGGCGUAAUCAAAAGCUGCGCGAAAAUAUGUUACUAUUGCGGCAGACUUUCGAAAUGCGCAACGCCAUCUUUCUAUUGCUUAUCAUCGUUUUCUGUCGUCAUCUGAAUGCAAACGAUACUCGUGGAUACUACACGAUGGAUUUGGCGACUAUUUUCAGACGUAAAGGAAAUCUAUUUUAUUUGGAUUUAAUUCUACUGACAGGCUUGAGCAUGUUAUGGUGGCUGUUGCGUAAAUACAAUUCCCCACUUCAAAUGUUUACGUGUUUGGUGGCAUUGCUUAGCGUUUUCGGUUACCGUCAGUCCCCGAAAUACCCCGGAAUUCCUUUACUAAUCUUUUGGUGUGGCGUUCUGACAACAGCUUGCAUACACUACUCAGGCAUCUGUUGUAAACGUGGACGUAAUCAUUCUUUGGGUGCGACUUUUAAUUUACUAGCACUUCUGAAAACCAAUCUAACAUGCUGCUUAUUGGUGUCGGCUUUAUUGCAUGAUCCCCAUAACGUAAUUCUUCUGCCAGCCUUAAUAUUCAUGCUAGAGACAAGCUAUCAGCUCUGUGAUAAUUUAUAUUUAAAAGACAAACGUCUUUACAAUCGAAGUUAUAUUUUGAUUUUAAAGACAGUCUUGACCAUAUUUAUAGCGAAUACAUUUUACUUUUUCCAGGGCAAUACCAAUAAGUUGUCUACGAUAAAUAUAAAUCCUGGUUAUAUAGGUUUAAAAUCCUACAAUGCUUUAAUUGUAGGCUCUUUAAUUACUUUAAAUAUGUAUUGCGCUCAAAUAAACGCGUAUUUGUAUUUAGUAUGGCACAUGUUUAAUACGCAAGUGCAGACAUUGCCAAUUCGCCAAGAAAAGGAGCAAAUAACUAACAUGCAAUUAUUUGAAAGCACUGAGGAAGACUUGUAUCUAGUGUUGAACUUAUACACAACGACCACUGUCGUACCAGUUGCUGUGUAUUGGUGGCUACUAAUAGCAUUCCGUUAUCAUCUAUUUAUAUAUUCAGUGUAUGCCCCUAAGGCCAUCUAUGAGUGUUUUCAAAUCUUAGUAUUUUAUUUAAAUUUUAUUGUAACAACUUUGUACUUUAAAUUAUUUAAAUAAAAGAUUUAUAAAAAUGUAGUAAUUUAUUGCGUUGCCUCCGGUGUUACCCUUAAAGCGUAGUGUAUAUCGUCCGUGCUGACGUUUAAU